AUGCAUCGUCCCUCCAAGAUUCUCGGAUGCAACAGCCUUCCGAAUGCAACUUCUAUAGCAGCACCCUACACGGUUACCAGCUGCGAUUUCCUCGCGCCUGCUAUCAGGGCCGAUUCGGGCAUUGCUUCAAGAGGGCGGCACCGGGAAUACACCGCCAAAUACCGACGAGGCCCUGAAGCUGCCGAAAUUUCCUACAAUGCACGAUCUCGAGCCUCAGAAUGCCACCGAAGCCGUCCGUCGAUAACACGUGCAUCCUGCCUCCCCCCCACUAGCGCGCGGUGGAAGAGGCAUGGCGAGCAAGAGAAGGACAGCGGUAUAUCUUGGACCCAGCGCCGGAGUAUAAGCAGCUGCGUUGACCAGCCUCCUCCUCAAGCCGACAUAGGGUCGGAACGAGCAUCGAAACGGCCCCGGCGCAAUGACAAUGGAACCGGCUGGGACUUCUUCGACUCAAAUACGCUGGCAUUCGCAAGGAAAAGUCGACUUCCUCUCGCCUUCUUCCACGACCUCGACGUCCUCCAUAAGAAUGUAGGCACGAAGACAGCCGAGCAGGCGAAACACGAUGGCCCAAAUUCAUCCCAACCCCUCUUGAAAGAGCAGAUGGAACUCAUGGACUCUGUGAGACAGCUUGAGGAGAAGUUGGCGAGGGCAAAGAUAAGCUUGAGCGACUCGCUGCGGAAGAACCUCGAGACGCGAGAACAGCUUCCUGCAACGUCCUCAUCAGAGGCAGAGCAUCCCAAAGUCGUUCUGUCAAAGGGCGAUUACAAGAAUUUGGUUGAUCUCUACUUUCAUACCCACACCAGUCGUUUCGACCCGGAAUCGCCCCAUGCGUCUCCUACUCCGACCUUUUUGGAAGACUAUGUCUUCAAGCUAUCCGAGGACUUCGCGCCGCCGCAGGCUUAUGCGGAAUUUUACGAAGAAGAGGCAUACGAAUCGCCGCUAAAGGAAGUGGAGCGGAUGAUUAAAUCCAGGCAACUCCGGGAAGUCUCUGCCUUCAAGGUUUUCGUUGACCUGCUCCUUGACGACCGCUCUUCGAAUGCAGCCCUUUUCAAGGCCUACAAAAGGCUGCCCCAGCCAGGCGUUGCAUUCCUCCCAAAAGGAACCAUCAGGGUGUUCCUGCAACGCAUGUCAACGCCAUGGCAGAAGAGCGAGAAGUCGAUGAUCCGAUAUCUUUCCCUCAUUGACGACAUGCAAAAGGCCAAUUUACCAAUUUCGCGUGCAGAAUGGGCAUCCGCCAUCUACCUGGCCGGAAGGUCUUUCUCCAAGGUCACAGACACCGAAGUCAAUGCAGCGAUGCGUCUGUGGAAGCAGAUGGAGCAAGAGGCCGGGGUGAAGGCUCACCACGUCACCUUCAACAUUCUUUUUGACAUCGCCGUGAGAGCCAACAAGUUUCCCUUGGCCCAAACAAUCCUCAAGGAGAUGCACGAUCGUGGCUUGCACCUCAAUAGGCUUGGUCGUGUUAGUGUCAUAUACUAUCAUGGACUACGAGGUGACGGGGAUGCCGUCCGAAAAGCUUACCGUGAUUUUGUCGAUGCGGGAGAAAUUGUUGACACCCUCGUUCUGAAUUGUGUCAUGGCAGCAUUGUACAACGCACAGGAGCCCGCAGCUGCGGAGCAGAUCUACGAGCGCAUGAAAAGUCUACACGUCAAUACUCGCCGGGAGACUCGAGGUGAUGGUUCAACUGCAUAUUACCGACAGUAUCCGGGACCGGGGUCAGAGGUCAUUGAUCGCGAGUUGGCGGCGAACUCAUUGCACCGAACGCUGCUCUUUUCCCGGAGACUCAAAGAUAUCCUACCAGAGCACCACAAAGCACUACAGGAGAUCAUACCCCUCAGGCCAGAUCACGUCACUUACCGGACGAUGAUAUCCUAUCAUGCCAAUAUGUCUGGCAACCUCAACCGCAUCACGGUGUUGAUCAGUGAAAUGUCGGAGUUAUUCGGGCUACCAUUGCAAAGUAUCCACUAUCAAUUGCUCUUCAAGGGCUUCGCUCUCCAUGGUGCCACCAGAAACCCUGAUGCGGCUUGGAGCUUGAAACGAUUAAACAUGGCUUGGGAUUCUUGCCGGCAGGAGAUCAAGGACGGACAGCUCGCCCGCAGGCGUGCCAGGAUGACGGCCGAUCUCUCUAUUCCUCAGUUGCCAUCAAUUAGAGUCAUUAAUGAAGCGGGUACUGAAGAAGUACCAACGCGGCCCAUCAAUCAAUUCAAGCGACUGAGCGAGUGGGACAACUUUGUGUUGGAUUUAGCCGCCUUCCCGCGUGAACGGCGGAAACACAUCGAGCGAGUCCACGCCGAGCUAUUCGAUGAAGAACAUGAAAAGAAAGAGCGCCUUAUUCGGAACCCAUUCUCUCGUGUUCCAGUCAAGGAAGCGCCACCACAGAAGCAGGAACACUAUUACCCGCUGGGCGAUAUGAAACUGGACGAACAGGAAGGAGAAUACGUGCUUCCGUCUCCGAUCCUCGCAAUUGAUCCGUCCAGUGCCGAAUUUCAGGAUCCAUUCUUCCCCAAUCGAACUUCUUCCGAGGGAGCGAAUUCUCCGUCUGCGUCUGACACAAAUGAAGCGUCAGCGGACGCAGGGCUGCAUGACGACGACCACUCCUUGCUGUCCAAUCUUAAUGCAGGACCUUCCGCAGAAGGGCCUCCUACACAGCCCGACCAAGCAAGAGACACAAAACGCGAAGAUGAAGACGAGCGGGACAGCCAGCCGAUUCCCACCAACUCCAAGUACCAGGUAGAAGCGACACGAGCACUCGUCUGCUGGCUUCUACGAGCGUACGCAAACGCAACGGGCUCUCGGUCGCAAGUGGAAGAGAUCUGGAAUUCCGUGAGAAAGCUGUGGAGGAGCCGCGAUCCGAACGAUCAGGCGUCUGUCAUUCGAGUGUUGAGACGAUGUCUGCGGAACUGCGAUCGGUACGGACCGCCUAUGUAG
This is a messenger RNA of Cladophialophora carrionii CBS 160.54, 2922 nucleotides long. RefSeq lists its product as uncharacterized. Gene Ontology annotation, molecular function: protein binding. The coding region runs from base 1 to 2922 and encodes 973 amino acids. NCBI's taxonomy places the organism in Eukaryota, Fungi, Ascomycota, Eurotiomycetes, Chaetothyriales, Herpotrichiellaceae. The transcript has a single exon. The record is from RefSeq and is a predicted model, not a curated record.